UGUAACACUUUUUAUAAAGCAUUGAAUGAAGAGCAAAAAAGCGGAAAGUUUGACAACCUUAUAUGUAUGUACUCAUGCAGGCCACUAAAGUAAUUGAGUCUGUCGGAAGUUAAAGAAUUCCUUUGUCUCCUUUGCCACGUGGAUUGGGGCAUUAUCUUACUGAAAAAUUUAUUCACUGCCAUGUUAAUCACAAGCAAAAUCUAGCUGCUCACUUUCUAAUAAAUUACUUCUACAAGGUCGGAGAAAAUGUUUGGCCAUGAUGAAUUGCUAAUAUUAGAUAGGAUAACGGCACUAAAAGCUAAAAAAGUCAUCAAACUAUUAUUUUUAAACAACAACAAGUGAAUUGAGUAUUACAGUAUUCAACUGAAACGUAUGUUAAGUAUAAAUUUCUUGUUCUUAUAUUACAUUUGUAAAUGUAUAAAAAAUGUAGUAGUGUAGCAGUUUAUAUGGUAACAUGAAAAAUUGUAUGUGCAACUUUAGUAAUGUUCUUGUAUUUUCCGUUAUAGUUCAUGUUUUGUUUUAUAAAUAAAUUUAAUGAUUAUUUAAUAAACAUGAAUUGUAUACAGCCAAGGUCUCUUAAUUUAAACCAACGAAACAUAAGUAAAUAGUAUCUUUUUAAACUAUCGAAACUAUCGAGUGGUCCGACUAUCGGUAGAUUUUGCAGCUCUAGCACAUGUUUGUCGUGUAUGACGACUUUUAAGCUUAAACACAGUAUGGGCGACGACGAAAACUCGUCGUACGCAGCGACGCCGUCGGUGAUUAGAACACACGAUUGUAUAUGAAGAUGAACACAAUACGCAACGGCGGCGAAUUUCGACCGCCAUGACGAUUUUUGAGAUAGAGCUAUUUCUAAUUUUUAUCGCCGACAGCGGCGUCAAAGUAUUAAGAUUGUUUAUAUUUGGUUUUGUCAUUUAUUGUGAUAUAUUUGAGCGCGGAAUAUACACUAGCUGCGACGAAAAUCGUCCGUAUUGUGUUUUACACGGCGGCAACACUCUGCGAAAAUUCGUCCGACGGUCCGUAUUGUGUUUAAGCUAUUUAGUGAACAAUUUUUGGGCUCGACCUUGUCUUAAGUCUGGACGCUAAUUGAAGUUUUUUACAGAUAACCAUACCGGUCUAGUAUUAAACACUGUUAUUUAGCUUAAUAGAUAAAAACGUGAAGUGGUUCGAACUCAAGAAUAACCACAAAUGUUAUAUCUUUCUAUAGCAAAAUCCUGGUAAUAUUUUACAUAAUGCCAGAAAUUGUAUUUGUUUAAAGACUUUAACUCUGCAGCAUUCUAAAUUAUUCGUUUAGUAAUUUCUAUCAAUAAAACAAUAAGAACGUCAUAGUUCCCAUUAUUCGAAAACUGUCGUUAAUAGAAAUGAUAUAACUUUUUAGUAUUAUUCAAAAUUAUUAUAAAUACGAUAUCUUGAAUUAAGAAAAUCGAAUCAUUUUAUACCUGUUGUUCAAAAAAACAAAUGAUUGUGUUGCAUCCAGGGAAAUUAUGCAUAUUUCGCUGCCACAACACGUGCGAGCGAGCGACUAUUUUGACAUUUUGAUAACAUUUCGUUCAUUUCACGUUUGUUUUUAAUUUUAAAUGUGAUUUUUGGAAUUGAACACUUAAAUAAAACGCUUUAUAAUGAAAUUAUAUCCGACAUUUACAAAUAGUCGUCCCGACUUUAAAAAAUUCCCAGAUAAACUCAAUGAGCAUUUAGAAAAUUUGGGAGCACCACAUUUGAAUUCCUUCAAUGAAAUGUUAACCGAUGGCUUGACGAAUUGUGCAAAGUAUAUGACCCCAGUUAGCUUUAAAACACCAGCUGGCGAACAAAUAGAACUCCGUAUAGAAAGCAUACAAAUUGCUCGUCCACAAGUACCUAUGGCUGUAAUAGAUGUGAAGAAUCGUUUGACAUACCCUACAGAGUCAAGACAAUUACAUACCUCAUACAUGGGUAUUUGCACUGUGCGUGUGGGAUGGACAGUUAGCGGUUUGGAGAAGGCACCAAUAGAUGUUGAUCUCGGUGAGGUACCCAUAAUGCUUAAGUCUAGUGCGUGCAAUAUCGGUUCACUCAAGCCGGAGGAAAUGGUAAAACAUGGCGAACACGAUACUGAAUGGGGAGGAAUAUUUAUCAUUAAAGGCAAUGAACGUAUUAUACGUAUGUUGCUGAUGAGUAGACGCAAUUACCCAAUCGCAGUGAAACGCUCCUCAUGGAAAGAUCGCGGUGCAAAUUUUAGUGAAAUUGGCAUAAUGGUGCGCACAGUGCGAGAAGAUGAGACCUCAUAUAACAAUGUAUUACACUUUCUCAACAACGGAACUGCAAAACUUAUGUUUUCCCAAAUGAAAAUGAUGUCAUAUAUACCGAUAUGUCUUAUAUUACGCUGUUUGAUGGACUUUACUGAUGAACAGAUUUACUGCCACCUAGUACGUGGUUAUGAAAAAGAUCAGUAUUAUGUAUCAUGUGUACAGACAAUGCUUAGAGAUGUGCACGGUGAGGGAUUGCAUACGCAUAAGGAUUGUAAAUCUUAUUUGGGAAAGAUUUUCCGUUCAAAAUUCCCUGAAGUGCCCGAAUGGAAAACCGAUGCAAAUAUUACUGACUUCAUUCUAAAUGAAAGAAUACUCAUACACUUGAAAACACAUAGAGAAAAGUUCGAUAUGUUAGUAUUUAUGGUGCAAAAAUUGUUUCAAUGUGCACAAGGAAACUAUAAAAUCGAAAAUGUAGAUUCGGUUAUGAUGCAAGAGGUUCUACUUUCUGGUCACUUGUAUCAGAAAUUUUUAGCUGAUCGUAUUGAACUAUGGCUACAAUAUGCGAAAAAGUAUUUACUUCGACGUUUAGAAGCCCCAGACGCGCUCAUAACCCCAACUCUGCUUAUAAAUUGUUUACGAACUGCAGGCGGGGUUUCGCACGCCAUGGAAUCCUUCCUCGCUACCGGUAAUGCGCCUUCGCGUUCUGGAUUGGGUCUGAUGCAGAAUUCUGGUUUGGUUGUGAUGGCAGAAAAUAUAAAUCGCAUUCGUUACAUGUCACAUUUUCGUGCAGUACAUCGUGGUUCAUACUUUACCACAAUGCGUACAACCGAAGCACGUCAAUUGUUACCGGAUGCUUGGGGCUACAUUUGUCCCGUCCAUACGCCUGAUGGUGCACCUUGUGGUUUGCUUAAUCACUUGACUGUAUCUUGUCGCAUAUCGUGCAUACCGAAAAAAGAGCUAGUUAAGGCUAUACCCAAAUACCUAAUAGAAAUGGGCAUGAUACCGUUAGAUUCGGAAGUCUACGAUUCAAAUGCCAAGUUAUUUGUUGUCUUUCUGGAAGGCAGACUGUUAGGGCACAUUCGCCAAGCAGAUGCAGACAAAAUAGUAAAUAAACUGCGUUUGCUAAAGAUUGAAGGACACCUACCUGAAAUGAUGGAAAUUGCCUACAUACCUUAUAAAGCUAAGGGCCAGUUUCCAGGUUUAUUUCUUUUUGUUGGACCAGCACGCCUAAUGCGUCCAGUGAAGAAUUUAGCGCUUGGAAAAAUUGAAUACAUUGGCUCGCUGGAGCAAGUGUACAUGGAUAUUGCCAUUGAUUUGAAAGAGUUUUAUCCUGGCUUCACAACACAUAUGGAAUUGUCAAAGACCGAAUUUCUUAGCAACUUGGCAAAUCUAAUACCAAUGCCGGACUACAAUCAAUCGCCAAGAAACAUGUAUCAGUGUCAGAUGGGUAAGCAAACUAUGGGCACGCCAUGUCUUAACUGGCCCAAGCAGGCAGCUAACAAGUUGUACCGCUUGCAAACGCCCACAACACCGCUCUUCCGACCAGUGCAUCACGACAAUGUUCAACUCGAUGACUUUGCCAUGGGCACCAACGCUAUAGUGGCAGUUAUUUCAUACACCGGCUACGAUAUGGAGGAUGCCAUGAUAAUAAACAAGUCUGCACAUGAGCGUGGCUUCGCAUAUGGCAGCAUAUAUAAAUCGAAAUUCAUCGAAUUGGAUGGUGCAAGUUAUUUUGUGCGUAGUCCACAUUUGCCAGAGUUGAAUAAGAUAUUGGACAAUGACGGUUUGCCACAUGCUGGCACAAAACUUUGGCAUGGUUGCCCUUUCUACUGUUACUUUGACGCUGACACCUCCACAUAUAAAGUUGUAAAAUUAGACGAAAAGGAAGAUUGCGUUGUGGAUAGCGUACGCUAUUGCGGCAGCUUUAAGGCGAACGUACGCCGUAUGGUAUGCGUAACUCUACGCAUACCACGUCCACCCACAAUAGGAGACAAAUUCGCUUCACGUGCUGGACAAAAAGGCAUCUGUUCACAACGUUAUCCGGCCGAGGAUUUGCCAUUCAGUGAAACCGGACUUAUACCAGACAUUGUUUUCAAUCCUCACGGUUUCCCUUCGCGUAUGACAAUAGCUAUGAUGAUCGAAACAAUGGCGGGCAAAAGUGCUGCCUUACAUGGUCUCGUACACGAUGCAACACCAUUCCGCUUUUCGGAGAAACACACCGCAAUCGAUUAUUUUGGACGCUUACUAGAGGCCGGUGGUUAUAAUUACUACGGCACUGAACGCCUUUACUCCGGCGUAGAUGGCCGUGAAAUGACGGCAGACAUAUUCUUUGGCGUGGUACAUUAUCAGCGGCUGCGUCACAUGGUGUUCGACAAGUGGCAGGUGCGUUCAACUGGUCCCGUCGAUGCCAUAACACAACAGCCCAUAAAGGGUCGUAAACGUGGUGGUGGUGUACGUUUCGGUGAGAUGGAACGCGAUGCUUUAAUAUCACAUGGCGCCGCCUUUCUGCUGCAAGAUCGGCUUUUCCACAACUCCGAUAAGACGCAUACAUUAGUGUGCAGCAAAUGUGGCAGUAUAUUAGCACCGCUGAAGAAGAUUAUUAAGCGCACAGAGACUGGUAAAUUACAAUCGAUGCCGGACACAUGCCGCUUGUGCGGUGAUGGCGCUGCUGUGGGAUACAUUGAAAUACCAUUCUCUUUCAAAUAUUUAGUAACCGAGCUAAGUUCGGUGAACAUAAAUGCGAGAUUUAAGUUGAUGACUAUCUAAUGUUUAAUGAAUAUGCAUAAAAAUGUGUGUAAACAAAAAAGUGUUAUAAUAAAGAAAGUAAUUUCUUAAAUUUAUAUACUAAAA
This is a messenger RNA of Bactrocera oleae (olive fruit fly), 5069 nucleotides long. RefSeq names its product RNA polymerase I subunit Rpl135 (gene Polr1B). Gene Ontology annotation, molecular function: DNA binding; ribonucleoside binding. Gene Ontology annotation, biological process: DNA-templated transcription. Gene Ontology annotation, cellular component: RNA polymerase I complex; nucleus. NCBI's taxonomy places the organism in Eukaryota, Metazoa, Arthropoda, Insecta, Diptera, Tephritidae. The record is from RefSeq and is a predicted model, not a curated record.